This is a messenger RNA of Haplochromis burtoni (Burton's mouthbrooder), 9759 nucleotides long. Its product is annotated as C2 calcium-dependent domain-containing protein 4C. NCBI's taxonomy places the organism in Eukaryota, Metazoa, Chordata, Actinopteri, Cichliformes, Cichlidae. The transcript is spliced from 2 exons. The coding region runs from base 1102 to 2358 and encodes 418 amino acids. The record is from RefSeq and is a predicted model, not a curated record.
GCGGAGUUCAAAUAUAGCUGUUAGUUUACUGUAGAGCGCCUGUUUCCCCUCAGUGAGCUCCCAAUUAGUUAUGACAAGAAGGGCAACAACACGACCCAUGGCAAUCAAGCUCGUUUUCCAUGCGCCUGAGGCACAGACAGGCAGAGAUGCUGACACCUAUUCCAGGUCUGCGCGCGGUAAAUGUUGGCUAAUCACUUGUUUGCAAAGCGCUUGUCGGAGUCACCAGACACGGACACUCUCCAUCUGCACAUUUCUAAGUUGGCGAGCCAGUCUAGUGUUGCUGCCUAUUUACUGAUCUCUGAUAAAGCAGCAGCAGCCGUAGCCCUCUCAGUCCACGGGCUGUAUGGCACUUGACUCAAAACCAGGCAAUCUGGACAAAUAAAGUGCCUUUUGUGCUGCAGAUCAAUGAAGUCAGCCCUAUUUUAGACAAAUGUAUUUGUUGCCAUAGCAAAGUUUCCAGGGAGACCAAUAGGUCGGGUUAAACGCGAAGGGAGAGAGACACACACACACAAAAGAAGAGUUAAAAAAAGGUCAGUCUAAAGUUAAUUGGACCAGCACACAGUUGCAUAUGCUCCACGUUGCAUUGUCUGCUUGUGCUUUUUCUGGUCAAACAGCCCCAUGUACAUAUCUAUCUCUAUAGAUAUAGAUUUGGAUAUAUGCAGAGAGAGAGAGAAUGAAUGAUUGGAACAUAAAACCUCAGUGCUGUGCGCAAAGGUUAAAAAGAAAACCCCGGCAGUUAACUGCAGUGACUCUUGGGGACUCAUGUAAACCCAACCUGUAUGAUUCCUUUCCUCACAGGAGCAACUGGUGUUCUUUCUAGCUGGUUCUGCGGAAACGCACAAUUUGAUCUUAUUGGUCAGCUGCAUCUGUGUGCCAUCUAUAAAACGCACCACAGGCGCUCCGGAGCCGAGACCGUCUGAGGGCGCAGAGUAGCGCCACGGAGCGCACAGACUUAUCCGAGGUGAGAGAGAGAGGGGGGGAAAAGCACACCUGUUACUGAAGAAACGAAAGCAAAGUGAAAAAAAGAGGACUGCGUCUUCCUCUGCAUUGCUACACACCUGACUGCACCUACUCCACACAUCCCACUUUCCAGUGGGGACCAUGUGGGUUCUGGAUAAGAUCCGCGGGUCGGUGGAGAGUGGUGUUCUGCGACAGGGGGAGAACGGGGACAAGAAGGGUGGCACCCCGACCUACAGCAACGUCCUCACCCCCGACAGGAUCCCAGAUUUUUUCAUUCCUCCGAAGUUGGUGAGCUGCCCCCCAGAGCCCGAGAUCCCCGCCGUAAAGCCCAAAGAAGGCCUGCACCCGUCCACUUCUGAGCACACCAUCGGUAGUGGGAAGAUCAGCAGUCCGAGAAGCCCACGUUUGGUAGCCAAGAUUGCAGGAGACACCAAGAACUUGCUGAGAGCUGCAAACCGCCACAUUAUACAGAUAGAGAGUGCUGAUGAUGUGGUGGCUGGAGACACUAACGCAGACCCCCAGUCGCAGACUGCAAUGUCUCUGCCUUAUGUCCCCAAGACCCAGACGUCCUACGGGUUUGCUACCUUGAAGGAAAGCCCCCACACGCGCCGUAAAGAGUCGCUGUUCCACUGCGAGCUCACCAGUCCCAUCACCUCCCCAAAUACGCAGAGGAAGACUCCGGGCAGAAGCAGCGACACGGGAAACCACCUGAAUCCAGCUGACUUUAACACCUCUCACAUGAAUCCCUACCGAUACUUCAGCGGCGGAGAGAGCGACACCUGCUCCUCAGCCGAGUCCUCCCCUUUCAGCUCCCCUCUGCUCUCUCGCUCCGCGUCCCUGCUCAAGAUCUUCACCCAUGAGACGCAGGCCAAAGUGGUGAAAGCCAAGCGGACUUUCGCACGCCACAGCUCCCUCUCCACCGACGAGUGCAGCUCGGCCGAGCCCAGCCCCAACGUCCAGCGACGGCUCCACGUCCCCACCUAUCACGGCGGCGCUGGAGCUUCGGACCACGGCCUCCAUCAGGAGCACACCAUCAACCUGCACAAAGGCGGGACAGUGCGGAUCAGCGUCAACUACGACUCCAGCACCUCCCGCCUUCUCAUCCGCGUCCUGGCGGCGGAGAGUCUGUACGACAAGCACUUCGACAUGAAGAGCAUCAACUGCUGCGUGUCUGUCUACCUGAACCCGGGCAAGCUGCAGAAGCAAAGGAGCAACAUCAUCAAGAACAGCCGCAACCCGGUCUUUAACGAGGACUUCUUCUUCGACUCCAUAAGUUCGACUCAGGUGAAGAGCCUCUCCGUGAAGUUCAAGGUGGUGAAUAAAGGCACCAGCCUCAAAAGGGACACCUUGCUGGGAGAGCGAGAGGUGCCUCUGGGGAAGUUGCUCUCAGGGGUUUAAAGCUCCAGGAACUGAAGGUCAAAGGGGGGCAAAGAGCGAGGAUACAGAUUAAGCUUAAAUUAGAUGUUUGCACUGGUUUCUAUGUUUUAUUUAUUCUAACAGUGACCAUAAAGACAGAGGGAGACGACAGGGAAGGACCUCCAAGAAUGAAAACCAAUCCCAUAAGGAACAUCAGCUUUAAUAAAUCUAAAUAAACACUAAGAGCACUAAAUAACCCAGAUGUAGCCGAUAUGUGGACACCUCAAGGAUUUAUCAUCCCAAGCUCUGCCUAACUCCAUCUCCCAUUAAUGAACACUCAUUAAACCAAGCUGGGCUGAACAGCAAUGGUUGAAUUUGACACAUGAAAGGUUUUCUUUCUGGCCGGGUCUCCCAGCCAGCUCCGGUUCAAAGGUUGGAGGACACCUGUGCUUCACUGCGCUCAUCUGUGCGUGCCACGGUUUUAUUAUUGUAAUGUGGCAGAAAUCCGCAGCAGCACUGGAUGCGAUUCCCCAUCUCGCCAUGUGCUGCACGGGCACAGAGAUGCUUUUGUGAAACGGUGGGAGCUUUGAAGUGGCACUAGAGCCUGAUGUGCAAAUGACCCUUUGAUCCCAGUUGCCAGAGCAGCCCACAUUUACAUGCCCAUCAAAAAGUACAAUUAUAACACGAUUGAUCUUGUAAGAAACACUAAAGUCUAUGUUAUAACGAUACAAUUAAGGAUAACUGAACAUUACAGAACAUUUACAAAUGUGGGGAUCCUUUCCUUCAGCAUCAAACAUUUUAAAGAAAGCAUUUGUCGCUGUCUUUUUGACACGUCAUUGAACGAAACAGAGCAAAACCACCUGUAUUCUUACAAGCAUGCAAAAUAUGAAAAAUAGCCUAGGUGUAAACAAAUCAUUUCUCAUCUAUUUUGAUUGCAGAGCAACAUUCGGACACUAUCCAUGAAAAAAAUCUUAUGUUAGAAGCAGAUUUCUUCACCUUAAAAUAUUCCUAAAGCUUAAUUAUAGACAGAAAUGACUUGUUAAAAUGAGAUUUUUAUUAGUGAGCAGUAAUGUUUUUGGAUUUUAAUAUUUUUAAUAGCCCCCAGUCAUGUCUGUAACCGUAUGAAACACAGCUAUGAGUUAAUGAAAGUGGAGCAGCAAGGGAAACUGGUUGCAGUAUAUUUGAUAUACAUAUUUAUCUGGUUGGUGAAAUCCUUAUACUGUGAUGAAAUAGCGGUGUGGGCACUCCAGUUAAUAACAGUCCGUCAACAUGCAGUCAAGUCCAGUGUGGGCACCUUGAUUAAACAUCGACAUCGACUCCAAGACCAGUUGGUAAUUCUGAACUACAAGAUAAAAACGCAGGCAAAUACUCAAAUGGUCUUUCCCUCAUUUAAAAUUUCAUUCCAGGUCGCUUCACUCUUCAUUGUUUACUCCAAAUCUCAACAGAUAUGAAAAAAAGUACUCAUUUUAAAUAUAGUAGCAUGUAAAGGACAUUUUCUAGUUUGAUUAUUACAAGUGAGUGUAAGGUUUACACUGGACAAAGUGCUGAUUUGCUGUUUGCAGCAGGACAAGAAAGUCGAACUUUUUAACUUUUUAAUUUUUAAAUUUAUGCAACAACACAGUACUGUCCAAUAGUCACCCCUCAUUUCUUUAUCCUUUUAAGGAAAAUGGGAAAUAAGUGCAGCGAUUUGUUAAAACGUGCAAACAUACGUGGAAAAACAGUGUGUGCAAUUCUAAGGAGCUUAAAAGUCAAUAUUUGCUGUGAACACUUUAUAUUCAUCAACACAGCUGGAACUCUCAAAGGCAAGCUUUCUGCUAAUUUCUUUAAGUGGUCUUCAGGAAUAGUUCUCCAGGACAUUCAAAGCUCUUCUUUGGAUGUUGACUGAUCCCACUCUGCUUCAAUAAUUCUGAUCUGGGCUGUGGAGAGGCCAACCCAUGACUGAUAGUACAGCUUAAUUUUCUACCCGAGUAUGCUUUCACUGCGUUGUUGGUGUGUUUGGGAUCACUGUCAUGUAGAAAAAUGAAGCUCUUGACGAUCAGAUGCUUUCCAGAUAGUACUGUACGGUGGAUUGAAACCUAGUGGUGAUUUUCUGUGUUCACAUUUCCAUCAUUUUUGACAAGAUCCUAGUUCAAACGUAGCCCCGUAUCCGUAUGCCCAGUAGGACAGUAUGCCUUUCAACUAAAAAAGAUGUGAGCAAACGAUGGUUUGUGUGAUCAGCCGCUAGUAACAAAGUACCAAAAUAUACUUAUUUAAAGUCGGCUCAUUUCUAAAUUCGUCUUUUAUGUGUAGACACAUAGGUCAGUGGCUUAACAGAGUCUGAAAAUGGUCAGGUACAAGGACUGGACUGAAGAUGAGUGAAAAAGCUGCCGAAGGAAAACUGUUGCUCAAGGCCACCUUAAAAAUGACACGAAAGCCUGUCUCCUUGGGAGCAAAUGAAUAAAGAGAUGAAGGGUGGAUUGAGACUUUUGCACUGUACUGUACAUUUGCCUUGUUGGCAGUAGACAAACGAUCAUACCAUUGUGCAUUGUGUAACUUUAUUCAAUGUCUCAUUUGAGCAGAUUAGAAAACUCGUGUCACAGCAAGUACCAGCUGCACAGUGUGAACAUGGCGCUGGUCUUUGCAUGAUGUGUGCAAGGAUUAAUUAAACCCUAAAGCCUUACACUGUGGGUGUACGUGAGUGUGAGUGUGUUUUGAGCCUGAUUUCUUUUCUUUUUCCUUUUUUCGUCCAGAGUUGUUAAUUUUCUAUGUCGUAUUUUGUAAACUGAAUGCUUUGAAACGACUCUUCGAUGUAUGUCGGGUUUGUAUUGUGUAUAUACACUUGUCUGUGAAAUGCUAAUUAUGCACCAGCGAGGGAGAAGUGCUUAUGACAGACAUUUUCAGAUAUACGGUUUCAUCUUUAAUGAAGUCCGAUGGGGAGGAAGCAGACGAGUCAGGAAAGAGACGUCGAGAGAACAACCUUGUGUGCUUUAACGGGAGCAGCCGCCCUGUCUUCUGUUGCUGUUCUCUGUCGUCCUUCUGAAGAAUUAGAAGAAAUGGGAAGUGAUUGCAACCUCGAGUGCCCAGCAGAGGAGAGCGACUUCACAAAGAAAAUAAGUCAGAGACAUCAGACUGAUGCAAGUUACUGAGAGUUCCUCACACGUCCACCCAAAGCUUCGUUUAAUUAUACGAGAACCGCUCUCACCUGGUGUUUGUAGCUCACUUGUAGCACCACUAUCGUCGUGCUUUAUAUACAGUGACUCUGUUGGUUGGUUUGUUAUGGUUAUGGCGUGAAACUCUGAUCUGUUGCAAUCCCUGCUGCAUACUUGUGUGCAACAUACAGUGCCUGCUUGUAGACUUUGUUGUUGUUUCUUUUACUCAAACUUCCAAAUUGUUUGGUUGUCGAUGUUUCUUUUGCAUGCCUAAAAUGUUCCAGUAGUUUCAGUACUAAAUCUCAGUGGAUUCUUAUUGUGCUUUUGUGGCUCUCCUUGUGCUAUAGGUGAGGAUUUCCUAAUACACUAAUGUGUAUAUAAAACUGCAGCUAAUAUAUGGAGGGUGUGUUUGAGUGUGUUCAACUUUUAUAACUGUUUUCAUGUGGUUUAUCUUUUAAUAGAGUUGAAAACAAUGCCUUUAUCUGGUAUUUCUGCUUGGAUGGGCUGUGCUGUUCUCGGUUAAUAUGUCACAGGUUCAUACUCUGCAAAUUGUGAGAUAGACCCUCAUCACUACAUACAUCUUGUAACUUAAAUAAAUUCAACCAGUUAAUUAUUUUUUUAUCACAAUGAAUGCAAACCAAAGUACAAACUGGAGUUUUAAAAGUUUUUCUGAAGAAUAUUUUACCCGAAUCUUUUAUUAUUCACAUCUGACUCGCUUCAUUUUCUUGUCAGCUUUUGGAUGAUAUUUUGAACUGAAAUAGCAAGGAGUAGAGGAGUGUAAAUACCUGGGGUCAGUCAUCCAAAACAAUGAACGGUGCACAAGAAAGGGGAAGAAGAGCGCGGAGCCGGGGUGGAAAUGGUGGAGACGAGUGGUUUAUAAGAUGGUAGCGAGAUCUGCUAUGAUGUGUGGUCUAACAAAAAGACAAGCGGCAGAGGUGGCAGAGUUGAAGAUUUUCAUUAGGAGUAACCAGAAUGGACAGGAUUAGUAAUGAGUAUAGCAGAGGGUUGAGCGGUUUGGACAUGAGCAGAGGAGGGAUAGUGGAUAUUGUGGACAAUGGAUGUUGAGUAUGGAGCUGCUGGGCAGGAGGGAAAGAGGAAGAUACAAAGGAGAUUCGUGGAUGUAGUAAAGGAGAAGCAGAAAGAUGACGUGACAGAGAUAAGGUGAGAUGGAGGCAGAUGAUCUGCGAUGGGGACCCCUAAAGACGGCAAGAGCCGAGGCCAACAGGACUCGAGUUAUUCAUCUUAACUUUGACAUUCAGGGAAAAUGUCAGACCACUGUUUGAAUUCUUCCUUGAUGUCACAACUUAGCAGUUAACCACCAGGAAAGAGCUAGCUGAUGAUGGAGCUUGAAAAAACAACAGUAAUAAGCUCGAACACACCAUACGUACCAGAUGUUACGACAGUUUACCCAGCAGCUGUCAGGGUAUUAAACUACAGCAUCUCUAAUCGCCACUGCGCCUGUGCAGCUAACCUUUAUUACAUCAGCAGAGGAAUUACCAGAAUCAACUUACUACAAUUAACUUUCCCAUUAUCCACCCUGCUGUUGUGGUGGAAAUCAGUCUGUAUAUUUCUGCACUCAAUAGCUGUUUAAUUAGACACAGGCCAGAGAGGCCUGACUGAUGACAUUUAAAAUGAGAAUUGAGAAAAGUGUCAAUACCUGUGUGUCUGUGUGUGUGUGAGAGAGAGACUGAGCUGAAUAUUAUACUGACGCUGACUUUAGUCACACUUCUCGCUAAGAUUUGCUUGAAAAAUAUGCUGUAUAUAUAUAUUUAUUUUAUUUUAUUUUAUUUUAAAUACACUGUGUUUCUCAAGUCUUCCUGUCUUGACAGGUUCGCUCUGAAAAAUGCAGCUGCAAAGUGCCGGUCCGUUACUUGAUAUCGAAUUCCUUCAUUUCUCUGGUGGAAGUUGGUUUCCAUGUGCAGUUGUUGUUCUUGUUGUGUUUCUGGACCUGUGCAGGUAGAGAUUUUUAUACUGUGACGCUUCAGCCACUUACAGAUGUUCUCCAGUUGCUGUGUUAAUGGGUGUGAAAAACUUUAAUUAAAAGUGAAAUUCAAUGAAUUCUCCUUCUUAUCUUGUUAUUGGUUUGAUGUUAAUGAGUGCACCGACUUCAGGUGAUAUUUGAGCAUGGGCUGCGGUUCUUGAUCAAUAAAACCUCAACUCUAGUUACAGUAGAUGUAGUAAAUGUUCAUACAUUUGUACAGACCUUUUAUUUGCAAGGUGCAUGUGACUGGAAGAAUGAAAGCAUCCAUACGGUCCUGAAGUUUUCCCUCAAAGUAAAUGCUCUAUAAUGCAAUAAUGAAAUAAUGAAAGGCAUGUGCCCAACUCUCCUGCUUUCUCAAAGUAAUCCCAAUUUUCCUCCUUAAAAUCCCACAUCCCUGAUUUCAAGCCUCCGUAUUUGCUCAGUUGUUGCUCUGUAUGCAUCUUCUUAAUGAUUCAGAAUGAGCAAUAUGUGAAGGCACAGGGUAUAUAUAGAUUGAGACAUUAAACCUCUUACCUCUGACGUGUUGUCUGUAAUUGCAGCGUAAAAAUACUGCACAAUCUUUCCAUCUUCAUUAUCCUCAGGGAGGAGUCAGUCUUGGAUUUGUUUGUUUGGAGAGGAAGCACGUGGGAAACAUUCGGAGACAUGAGCUGUUACAUACGCCGGUAAUAAGUGAUGCUAAUGUCACAUUUGUGUUCCUCUGCAUGCUUAGUGGUCGCUUGUUGUGAUGAACCCAAAGUGAAUGAGUCAACAGACAAAUCUACAGCUGCCCUCAGCUCUACAAAUAGUUUUCUGUCAGUAAUUUAUUUAGUUUUUACAUUUGGUGGGAUGGUUUUAGAAGUUUCUGUUCACGCCAAGUGGUGAAAGUUGGCAAAAGUGAAGCAAAGGUUGAAUCUUAUGUGAUGAGUGAAGUGAGAACAUAUCAUCAAAAGUACCCUGAGAAACUGAAGGAAGAAGUCAGCGAAUCUUCUGAGGACCAAGGCAACUUUCAUGGUAAAUAAUGAUGUAGAGCAGGAGUGCUCCAACCACCACACACUGCUAGAUGCCAUAAAUAUGGAGAUCUGCACUGUAAGAACUGUUAAUUCUUUCCUAUAAUUAAGUCAAUAAUUGCAGAGACGUUUCAGCAUUAACAGUAAAUCAAAGUGUCUGUUACAAAACUGGGGAAAAAAAGCGUGCAGGUGUUAUAGGUCUUUACCACAGAGCUGCAAUGAAACGUUUGUACUUUAAUAAACUUAAAUGAAUUUGUUUAGGUUUGUGUCAUUUAAAUAAUUUGACUGACAUAUAACUGCUAUUUCUGAGUGUUUAUAAAAAAUAAAUAAAUGCAAAUUUAUAUUGCCUAAUUAAAAAAAAACAAAAAACGCCAAACCUGGCAACCUUAUGACACAAGGCUUAGCUAAUGGCUAACAUUAGCCGACAUGGCUUACAAACAGUGCAGGAUGGAGAAAAGCCACAGAAGCAUUUCUUUAGUUUAACUCCUGAUAAUUAUGGGAGAUCAGACAUUAUAGAAAUACAACAACCUGCAAGAAGGUUACCCAUCAACCUGAAUAAUACUGGAUUAGAGCAAACCUGUUGCCUGGUAGGUCAUUUAUUAUUCCGUCACUUGUGUUUUCUUAAAAACUCUUUUGCCAUUGCAUUUCCAAGGCAGGCAUACAAGAUGAACAUCCGUGGCCUCAGUGGUGAAAUGCUGAGGCAUCUCAGUUUAUUGCAUGCUCUGUUUUGAGCUGUUUGCCUACCUGUCGAGGUGCCACCCUUGCUGUGUUUGUGUGAAAAGUGUAACUGGACACUGGAGGUGGCAAGCAAAUAUUGUCGAUUGAGGUGUUUCCACCGCACAGACAGACAAAUAAACUAAAGUCUGGAUUAUGGCAGCUAUCUAAACUACUCUCUCUCUCUUGCCUAUUAGAUUUCAAUUUUCUUAUCACUGUUACCUUUAAAUUGAGCUGUGACUAAUGGUUUCUGCUUUUUAUUACUGUGGUGAUACUAAAACUCCUGUUCAGGUCACAAACACCAGUUUGAUGUAUCAUUUCAAGCCUGGCUCACACAGUUUAAAAGAAGGAUGUAGCCACUGUGACAUCACCCAGCAGUUAAUAAAGUCCCCUGUGAAUGUUUGAGCUGAGCAUUAUCGCUGUGACCAUGCUGGUGUUUUUAAGCUGGACCUGAUGAGCAAGGAGCGUGUUUGCAGAGGUCACCGAGCACAGGAGCUAAGGAGUUACUCCCUGCUGGUCAUUAAAAGAUGUAGGUUUAAGGAGCAUUUUGUCUACAGCUUCAUUUUUAAGAUCCAGAAGCUACAUUCGUCUUUUAUACUUGUUAUGGUUUAGACCAGGGGUGGGCAACUCCAGG